Molecule: messenger RNA, 675 nt
Organism: Aureobasidium uvarum
Lineage: Eukaryota; Fungi; Ascomycota; Dothideomycetes; Dothideales; Saccotheciaceae
Source: the annotation of a GenBank genome assembly
AUGCCUGGAAUGAACCCCAUGUCCAUGUUCGGCGGUUUCGGUGCCGGCGGUAUGGGCAUGCAAGACAUGAGUGGUAUGAACAUGGGGAUGGGCUUUGGAGGCGGUUUCGGUGGCAAUUGGAAUGGACAGCAGGGAAUGGGCGGAAACUUUGGCGCUGGCUAUUAUCCCCACGCUGGAUAUAAUCAACCGCAAAUGCACCAAGGAGGCUAUGCCAAUCAACAGUUCCCCAAUCAUAAUGACUACCAGAACCAGAACCGCUUCCAACAGCGUGGUGGCUUUGCUGGCCGUGGGAGAGGCGGUGCUGCGUUUGCUGGUGGGAAUCAAGGCCCAUCUAACCCUCAGACUCAGCAAGACGACGCUGCUUAUCCUCAACAUGCCGAACAGGGCGACCGUCGUCCCUCGCAAGCCGGCACUGAGUCGGCUGAAGCUGGUGCCGAAAGACGCAACUCCCAAUCUGUAGCUUCUGUUUCCCAGAUGCCUGGAGAUGAUACUCCUGCCCUAGAGCAACAGCUACAUGCUAUCAAUGAGGACACUAACGAACAGGCCCCACAAGGUGAACAGCAAACAGAAGGUCAAGAUCUUGAGAAUGGCAACGAGAUGCAGGGAUUGCAGAAUGAACAAGACAAUCAGAUGAUGAACUCGAACAAUGAAGGUGAGCGUNNAUCAAGCAAAUAG